Messenger RNA from Poecilia latipinna (sailfin molly), 2601 nucleotides. RefSeq names its product homeobox protein Nkx-2.5-like. NCBI's taxonomy places the organism in Eukaryota, Metazoa, Chordata, Actinopteri, Cyprinodontiformes, Poeciliidae. The transcript has 2 exons. Gene Ontology annotation, cellular component: nucleus. Gene Ontology annotation, biological process: cell differentiation; regulation of transcription by RNA polymerase II. Bases 233 to 1333 code for a protein of 366 amino acids. The record is from RefSeq and is a predicted model, not a curated record. Gene Ontology annotation, molecular function: DNA-binding transcription factor activity, RNA polymerase II-specific; RNA polymerase II cis-regulatory region sequence-specific DNA binding.
UCCAAAAAGAGGCAGAGACGCUCCAACACUCCGGUCCGAACUCCCCUCACAAAGCCCAACAUUAUAUCUGUCAGAGAGGAGGGCUGCAUGGACGAACCCGGCGAUAAUAGCCGUGUUUUACCGCGAUUUAUGGCCAUGAAGGAUUCCAGAAGCUUAGCGGACCUCCAAUUACCCACGCUUCCGAGGUGGAUUGUUUGCUAGAGAAACAGCGGGGACUGCAGAAGGGGAGUGCAUGUUACUCGGCGGGCUUCAUUUCGUCGAUGCCGGAGAGCUGGAGCUGGAUGACAUGAUGCUGCAGAGCCCGCUCACCUCCACGCCGUUUUCCGUCAAGGAUAUCCUCAAGCUGGAGCAGCAGCAGCAGCAGCAGCAACAGCAACAGUCCGGCUCCCUGGAGCUCCAGCACCGCGUCCCCAGCCAGCAGCACUUGACUCGCUCUCCGUCCCAGCAGGAGCAGCUGCAGCAGCAGCAGCAGCAGCAGCAGCACUUCCAAAGCCCGCCGUCAUGCAUGCUGGCAGUGCCUCGGGAUAGCCCGUCUUUCUCGGACAGUGAGGACAACCUGGCGUACCUCAGCGCGCUGGCGGUGCGCGAUGAGGAGCGCGGAGAUCCGAGCCUCUCCCCGAGCAUGUACGUCCAUCCAGGGCUGCAGGGAGCCAAGCUGGAGGCCGCAGAGCUGGAGGCGCAGGAGAGCAAGAACUGCGGGUUGGUGUCCCGGGAAGACGCAGCGGACGGCGGGCUCGGUGAGUCGGAGAGGCCGGUGCAGAAGCAGCGCAGCCGGCGGAGACCCCGGGUCCUCUUCUCCCAGGCGCAGGUCUUCGAGUUGGAGCGGCGCUUCAAGCAGCAGCGCUACCUGUCCGCCCCGGAGCGGGAGCACCUGGCCACCACCCUGAAGCUCACCUCCAACCAGGUGAAGAUCUGGUUCCAGAACCGCCGCUACAAAUGCAAGCGCCAGCGGCAGGACAAGUCUCUGGAGGCGGCCGGGCAGCAGCACCACCCGCCCCCGCCGCGGCGCGUCGCCGUGCCGGUGCUGGUGAGAGACGGGAAGCCGUGUCUGGGCGGUGCGCAGAGCUAUGCCGCCGCCGCUCCCUACGGCUCCAACCCGUACAGCUAUAACGGAUACCCGGCUUACACCUACAGCAGCCCGGCGUACAACAGCAACUACAGCUGCUCGUACACCAGCAUCCCCGCCCUGCCGCCGUCCAGCACCCCGAACGCCUUCAUGAACAUGAACUUGGGAAACGUGGGCGGCCUCGGCGGCUCUCCGCAGGCCCAAACACAUCAAGGGACAGCGGUUACUUCCUGCCAGGGCUCCCUGCAGGGGAUCCGUGCCUGGUAGCCUCUCCGGAACAGAACAAGUGUCCUUUUUAUCAAACUUUUUCCUUUUCUUCUUUUUUUUUUAUCAACUCAUUUGGUGCAAAAUGUCCGAAUGGCAGUAUUUCCUACUCAACUGUUCGGGCCAAAGAACAAGAGUUUCCGUGGAGGCUGAAUGUCACUGCAAGGUGGACAUUUUUAUUAUUAUUAUUAUUAUUAUUAUUAUUAUUUUUGGUCCAAGAAUGUGCGCCCCUGUUUAGCGCCGCAAGGCAAAGGCGCAGAGGGGAAAAUAGCGCUUUUCUUAACGGAACCCCUAACAGAUUUUGAAAUAAUUGGUAUUAAAAUUUAACUUUUUGUUUUUCUAGAGACGAAAGAUGUUUUGGUUCAACAGAGAAUUGUUAGUCUAUUCACAUUUAUUCAAAUAAAAUAUUAAAGAGCCAAGGCGUUUUGAUUGUGUAUUACAGCUCAGAAACUCCGUAUACCUGACCGCACAAAUACAUAAAUAUGAACGUAAUGCAGCACGAAGAAAACAAAAUGUGUCACCUCCAUGGGGUCAGAGAUUUAGAUGCUCGGCUGCAAAUUGGAAGCUGAAUUUUGCACAUAAACAUGUUAAGAGGGGAGCUGCUGGAGGAGGCCGGGCCACGGGGACUCUUUGUCCCUGUGCCAGGCGCCUUGAAAGGAGGAAGUGUUUCUCCAUUUGAGCUCCUUAAAAGGACGCGAUUAAGCACCUAAAAUACCCCCGAAGAGCGAGCUGCAGCCGGGCUUGGAAAGCAGGAAUAAUGGCUCUUAUUGGAUUGCCGGACAAAGGGUGUGUGGUAGGCAGAGCCGACCACUCAGCAAAGACAAAAGCGCACCGGGGCCGUGAGAUUGACGUCCUAAUAUUCCCAUUUGAGCGACAGGCAGCGGGUUAUUCUGCGCAGAGAAGGGGACACAGAGGGAAAAUGUGGUCACUUUUGUUCUCCUUCAGGAGGGUUUUUCUUUCUUUCUCACUUUUUUUUGUCAGCGCAGAAAAGCUCUGCAGAGAUCCCCAGCCGAGAGGCUUCAGGGGCCGCCGGGCUGGAGGUGAAGACAGCGGGGAGGCGUUUGUCUGAAAGAAGGGGGUAUUAUUGCUACAAGUUUCACCAUUUAUACCGAUGAGGAAAAUGGACGGGAACAUUUUUGAAGAGGGGAGGAGGUUCGUGUUCUUAUUAUUUCAGAGGAAGGGUGCUAUUUCAGGCUGCAGAGCGAAGUUAUUCUUUCUCACAGGUGACUCCCACAGCAGAAACCCACGGCUCCUCCAACAGAAGUUGAGAA